AUGUCGGCGGUUGAUCUCUCGGCCGGCGGCGGGUUCGCCCAGGUGGCGCGGGCCUUCGUCGACAUCCAGGCUCAAGAGUUCCUGCCGAUCCUGCCGGCGGCGGGGGUGCACGACCUCCGAGGCGCCCUGGACAACACCGGCGCACUGCUCCUGGCCGGCGUGCCAGAGGAGGUGCUCCUUAGGCUGGGGGCGUGGCGCCCGGCCCCGGAGAGCUCAAGUCGAGCCCGGGCGCCCAGCCCGGCGGAGAGCAGGCUGGCCCUCCCGCCAGGCGAGCAAGGCAUUCGACCGGCAGCGCCCGGUGACCCGGAGCCGGCCCAGGCGCAGCCGGUCAGGGCUGACAUCCCGGCGGCCUUGCCAGAGCUCCAGGCGGAGUCGCUGGCGGACCUCGACGGCGCCAUCAUGGCGCGCUCCUCUGAGGGACCCUUCCGGUCCAGGGUCCGGACCUGGGUGGACUUCACGGCGGCCUGGGCCCUGCCGGCGUGGCCGAUCUCCCUGGACUCCGUCAGGAAGGUCGCGGCGAGCAUGCGGAAGGGCAGGUACCGCUCGGCGCAGAACUACUUCGACGCGGCGGUGACCUACCAGGAACACUUCCGCGGCGAGCUGGUGGACCCGCUAGUCCGGCGGGCCAUCCGGCGUUACGCCAAGGCGGUGGUACGUGGCCUUGCGGGGUCCAAGCUCAAGGCGAUCUUCCCGGCCAUGCGGCUGGAGCCGCUGCUGGAUCCCUCGCCGGCGUCCGCCGCGGAGCCUUGGGCCCCAUGGAAGGCGGCGCACUCGGCGGACGCCCUCCUCCUGGCGGUGUGGUUCAUGCUGCGUGAAAUCGAAUUCGCGGCGGCCCGCACCGAGGACAUGGAAGCCGGCGAGGACUGGGUCCUUCUUCGGAUCCCCCUGCACAAGACGGCGCAGGGUGGCGAGAGAGAGCUAACGGCGCGGCAGCUCCGUUGCGCUUGCGGCAUCCAGUCCCGGCCGAUGUGCCCGGCACACGCUGCGCUGCGCCACGUGUCCCGGCUGAAAGCGGCCGGCCUCUGGGUCCGAGGCGGGCCCUUGUUCCCGGACGCGGCGGGCAACACCUGGGCCAAAGGCGAGACCGUCCUGCUCUUCCGGCGGGUGUUGCUGGCCGCCGGCGUGGCCCUCACCACGGUCGACCACGAGGGCCAGAUCGUGCAGCUGUUCGCCGGCCACUCGGCGAGGGUCGCCGGCGCGGCCUGGCUGGCGUCCAAGGGAGUGCCGACGGCGAUCAUCCAGUUGUUGGGCCGCUGGUCCUCCACGGCGGUGGAGCGCUAUGUUCAGGCGGCCCCGCUCGCGGUGGCCCCGGAGAUCCCCGGCCGAGUCUUGGCUGGGAGUUACGGCGGCACGCAGGCCACCGAUGAGGCUCGGCGAGCCACGGCUGGAGGAGUGGCGCCCAGCCCUCAGGCCCCUGACCCCCCGGCGCAGAUAGAAUCGCCGGGGGAGCCGGAUGACCAGGCAGAGUUCUCCCCGGCGGUUCUGCUGGUGGACGCCCCGCCUAGGGGGCCGGCGCCCGGUGGUGUCGAACACCCGCCGGCGCGGGAGGACCUCAUCUACAAUGAGAAGGGGGCUAAGGUGCACCGGCCUGACCCGGCGGAAGCUACCACGGAGCAGUUCCUCUGGAGGUCUAGGUGCGGCGCUUGGCCGUAUGGCAUCCGGCGCUUCUUCCGAGUGUCCGAGAAGCCGGCGUCCGCCGCUUGGUGUGCCCGCUGUUUCCCGGCGCCGGCUCCGGGGGAAGGUGGAGGUUCACCGACCGAGCCGGUGGACUCACCGGCGGUCCUUAGUGAGCGGCUGUGGUGUGCCUCUCUUGCUGGCGGUCUUCCUUCCUCGGCUGCUGCGGCUAUCAUGGCGGCUCCGGGCGUCCCUUCGGCUCCUGCGGCUCCCGCGGCGCCCCCGGCCGCGCCUGCGCUGGCGGCGACCAUCAUGACGCCGUUCGCGGAUCUGGCGGCGGCGGCGGGGGCCGGCCCUCAGCUCACGGCCUACCUGGCGGCCCGCAACCUGAACCGCACGGCGACGCUGGCCCUCAUCGCCCACUCCUGGCCGGAGUUUGAGGACCGCGUCGUCCGGCCUUUCCUGGACGGGGUGGACAUUGCCGGCACUGUGCACCAGGCGCCGGAGGCGGAGUACACGGCGGUCGGCUUGGGUGAGAUCUUGCAGCGGCGCACCUUCACGGCGGCCAUGGAGGUGAAUCCGCUGGCGAUCCGGCGCCACAAGGAGAGGGGCCAGGCGAUCCGGCUGGUGGACGGCGCACUGGUCCAUGACCGGGAGGACCCCUGGACCCCGAGGGGGGUCCUCGGCGUCAUCGACGGCAUCGAGGCGGUGCGCUGGGCUUGGACCCUCACCGGCGUGGCCACAGAGAAGGGGGCGGCGGAGUACGCCCAGUGGUGGACGUCGAAGGCCCGGCAGCGCCCGUCCCAGCUCGAGGCGAUCACGGAGUACUGGGACGCGUCCUCCCGGCGCUUGGCCAUGCAAAUGCGCCUUCGCCGGACGUUCGAGGAGGUCACGGCGGAGAUCAUGAAGGACCAGGCGGCGUUCCUGGAUGUCCUCUCCCGCCCACGGCCCCCGGCGAGGAACAAGGUCAGCGAGGGCUCCAACCCGCCGGACCCGGAGACGGACGGCCCGCCAGGCGCCGCGGCGCACCAGGGUUACCAGCCCGGGCCCGCGCCACAGAAGGUGAAGAAGAACAGGCGGCGCCGCAACAACCCCCGCCAGGCGCAACAGCAGCACCAGCACCGCGGCGACGAGGGUGGCUCGGACAGCCGCGGUGGCGGCGGCGGUGGCUGGCGGCAGAACUGGCGCCCUCGCGGCGACUCCAACCAGCAGCCUGGCCGCCAGGACUGGCAUGACGAUCGGCGAUGGGCCAAUGCCGACCGGGCCCAGUCGUGGCAGGACCGCGGCGGGAAGAGGGACUCCCAGGCGCAGGACGGCGACCGCCCGCAGAAGUACAGGCGCUAG
This is a messenger RNA of Symbiodinium sp. CCMP2592, 2958 nucleotides long. The record is from the annotation of a GenBank genome assembly. NCBI's taxonomy places the organism in Eukaryota, Dinophyceae, Suessiales, Symbiodiniaceae.